AUGCUGCCUGGGACCUCUCAGGUACCCACAGAAGCCAGCAUGUCUUGGGUCCUACUUUCCGUCCUGUGGCUCAUCAUUCAAACUCAAGUAACAGAUACCAUAUUAACCCCUGAGUUAAAGCCUCAGAAAAUAGUUCAUCCUAAAAAACUACCCAUUUCACAGAGAAGAGGGCUUGAGAACAACCAGACAGAGAGCUAUGCCAAAGAGGAACGAUAUGCACCAGAAGUUCAAUAUCAGAUCAUACUAGAUGGAGAAGAAAUCAUUUUUCACCUAAGGAGAACCAAGCAUCUUCUGGGGCCAGACUACACUGAAAUAUCUUACUCACCCAGAGGAGAAGAGAUGACCAGACGUUCUCAGAAUGUGAAACCCUGCUACUAUGAAGGCCAUAUCCAGAACGCAAAGGGCUCUCUUGCCAGUAUCAGUACCUGUGAUGGGUUGAGAGGGUACUUCACACAUCAUGAUCAGAAGUAUCAAAUAAUGCCUCUACAAAGCACAGAUGAGGGAGAACAUGUUGUUAUUCCACACAACUGGGAAGAACCAGGUGCAGUUAAUUACAAGCACAAUGAGAAGCAAGUUGGCAGGAAACGAAGCCAUCUUCGAACUUCCAGAUCACUCAAAAGCCCAAAUGAAGACUCACUUCAAGGACAGAAGUACAUCGGUCUCUUUUUGGUGCUGGAUAAUUCCUAUUAUAAGAUGUAUAAAGGGAAUGUGACUCGAAUGAGAAGCUUUGUGUUUGAGGUGCUGAAUCUGCUCAACGUGAUUUAUAAAACCAUAGAUAUUCAAGUGUCUUUGGUGGGCAUGGAGAUCUGGUCAGACCGUGAUAAGAUAAAGGUGGUGCCCAACCUUGGUGCCACAUUCACAAAUUUCAUGAGAUGGCAUUAUUCUAACCUGGGACAAAGGAUCCAUAACCAUGCCCAGCUUCUCAGUGGAGCUGGCUUCCUCCAUGGACGUGUAGGAAUGGCAGCUGCGAAUUCCCUGUGUACUACAUCUUCAGUGUCUGUAAUUGAGGCUAAAAGAAAGAAUAAUGUGGCUCUUGUAGCACUGAUGUCACAUGAGUUGGGCCAUGCCCUUGGUAUGCAGGAUGUUCCAUAUUAUACCAAGUGUCCCUCUGGCAGCUGUGUGAUGAAUCAGUACCUGAGUUCAAAAUUCCCCAAGGAUUUCAGUACUGUCAGCCGCUCACGGUUUCAAGGAUUCCUUUCAUCUAGAAAUAUAAGGUGUCUGCUGUUGGCUCCUGACCCUAAAAACAUAAUAAAACCAACAUGUGGAAACCGACUUCUGGAUAUGGGAGAAGGCUGUGACUGUGGCUCUCCUGAGGAAUGUGCCAAUCUUUGCUGUGAGCCCCUGACAUGUAGGCUGAAAUCUCAACCUGACUGCAGGGAGGAAGCUUCCAACCACGUCAUGUGAGCACCAUCUUCUCUCUGUUCCCCAAAGGACUUCUCACUUUUUUUGAGAUUUGAAAAAUGUCUCACUGGG
Molecule: messenger RNA, 1473 nt
Organism: Rattus rattus (black rat)
Lineage: Eukaryota; Metazoa; Chordata; Mammalia; Rodentia; Muridae
Gene: Adamdec1
Product: ADAM like decysin 1
Exons: 13
Coding region: 1-1404 (467 amino acids)
Biological process (GO): proteolysis
Molecular function (GO): metalloendopeptidase activity
Source: RefSeq, a predicted model, not a curated record